AUCGAUUCAAAUGAACGAUUCGUUCACGAGUAGGCACAUCGCAAAGUUUAAUCUUCUCGCGCGCUGCUAUCUUUAGAGCGACGACGGCGGCUUAAGAGCAGGAGGAACACAGAAACCGGACCUAUCGACGAAAAGCUCGACGAAAAAGUCGUCCGUCUGGCUGUGAGGCGAUGGGGAAAUGAACGGUUGUCUUUGGCUCUCUUCACCGCUAGAAGCGUGACUCGAGGAUGCUGCUUCCCCGCCGAGGCGGAGGGCUGCCCGGGGCCUGGCGCCUGCCCGGGCUGCUCUUCUGCCUCGCUCUCGCUGCUGUUAGUGCUAGCGUGCCAGGUAAAGAGACUUCCCUUCCUGAUCUAGACGAGGAAAUUGACUACCUGUCUUCUAUCAUCACCAAGCAGCGAGCGUCACAUGUCAAAAAGCCAGUCUCUCCUUCCUGGUCAGCUCUCCAGUUGCAGUCAGAGAAGAACGAUCAGUCUAGGUUGAAGAAUGUGUCACGGUCCACUACAGCAAAACCCACCACCCACAGUCCGUCCACUGCAGCUCAGCACACCUCCAAAUCCCCUGAGCCUCGUACAGAUUCUUCUGGCCGCGGAAAACCCAUUGCGAUCCCCUUCCCCAGGGACAGCGUGCUUGUCCCAGUACUGAUGUCUGUGUGCAUUAUCAUCGGGACUGUGGCACUGAUCCUGGCGGCUGUGUGCUGGGUCAGGUUACAGAGAGAAGCUCACUUGGCUCAGAAAGUUGAUUAUCCUGCAUUUCAAGCAGAAGGUCCCAGAUCCUCUAGUGGCAUUUCUUCAGGAGACAAGAAGCUGGCUCACAGUGCCCAGAUGUAUCAUUACCAACAUCAGAAACAACAGAUGCUCUCAAUGGAGAAAAACAAAACUGAACCUAAAGUGUCUGAGUCUGGAGCCAUAUCAGAUGAGGAAACUGAAGAAGGAGACUUUACUGUAUACGAGUGCCCUGGACUUGCCCCGACAGGAGAGAUGGAAGUGAAGAAUCCACUGUUUGAUGACUCGAGUCUACACCGUGAGAGGAAUCACAAGUGACCUGGAUGUGUACACACACACACACACACACACACACACACUUGCUUAAAAGCAGAAUAGCAAAACAAAAAAGAGUUUGCUCUUCAUUGGGGAGCACAUUAUUGAUGCAUGCAUACACUUCUGAUGACCAUGCAUGGAGAGACACACAGACAGAGAAACCACAAACACCAGAAGUUUUGACUUGCCCUUUUUCAGACGCCCUUCAGAACAAAUGGAACGCAGAGGACGUCCUUAAACCUAAAACAGGAUGAAGAAUGGAUGAAAUAAAGGCAGCAGUUGAAAGUGAACUUUUCUUUAAAUGCACCUUUUCUAAAGACUUUAACAAACACUGUGGACCCGACAGCAACCUGCACAGCAGACUGAAACUCUACAGGGCUCUUUUCUUCUGUUCUCCUUUCACUCUGCUCCUGCUCCUUAGUGCUGCUUUUUAAUCAUAUAUCUGUUUUAAUCAUGCCUCUUCGCUCUUCGUGUUCUUUUGUUGAGCUUAGUUUAAAUGUCUCUUCCAGUUAGAUGUUCUUCAUUUAAACAGUCAUAUAUAUAUAUAUAUAUAUAGUGUGUGUAUAUAUGUAUAUGAAAGCUGCCUCUCAAAGCUCUUAUUUGGAUGGCAUUAUCGUUCAUUAGGCAUGUGUACUGAAUACACAGCACCCAUUCUCUUACAUCUUGCAUCCUUCACAGAUACAUUGAUAUGAUUUAAUGAUUUCAUCUCUGAUUUUGGUUUUCUUUCCUAGGCUGAUCUCCUUUUUAGGGUGGAAUUGCAUUUUCUAUGUUCCUUUCUAAGAUUUCAUAGUGCUUUUCUCAGGUUUCUUUACAGUAUUGUCUACCUCUCCCUUUCACUGUUAUUUUCCAGUUUUAUCUCUUGACAUGUAGACUACUAUUCAAAUAGAAUUAUCAGCAAUUUUAUUGUAUGUCAAUUCACUGAGGUAUUAAAUACUAAAGUCACUUUAGUACAAAUAAAGUAAAAUACUUGUGAAAGAGG
Molecule: messenger RNA, 2016 nt
Organism: Pygocentrus nattereri (red-bellied piranha)
Lineage: Eukaryota; Metazoa; Chordata; Actinopteri; Characiformes; Serrasalmidae
Gene: npdc1a
Product: neural proliferation, differentiation and control, 1a
Exons: 8
Coding region: 228-1040 (270 amino acids)
Cellular component (GO): membrane
Source: RefSeq, a predicted model, not a curated record